Molecule: messenger RNA, 5688 nt
Organism: Silurus meridionalis
Lineage: Eukaryota; Metazoa; Chordata; Actinopteri; Siluriformes; Siluridae
Gene: lepr
Product: leptin receptor
Exons: 20
Coding region: 364-3666 (1100 amino acids)
Biological process (GO): cytokine-mediated signaling pathway
Cellular component (GO): external side of plasma membrane
Molecular function (GO): protein binding; cytokine receptor activity
Source: RefSeq, a predicted model, not a curated record
CCUGAUACAAUGCGAGGCUGAUGUGCGGGACAGCGGGACUGUAAACAGUGAUCGCCGCGGGAUUUCUAACAGAGGCAGCGUGUUUUCUCUUUUAAUGGGCGAUGAGCGAAAUGAACGGUCUUAUAGGGAGGAAUAAGAAGAGGCGUCCUGUUUUAUUUGCGCGUGUUUUGUUUUCUGUCUGGGAAUAAAAACAGCGGAACCUGCAAGUGUUUCCUGCUUCGUCCUAACUUUCAGAAAGAAGAAUCCUUCAAGGUGGAGAGUGUGAGAGAGAGAGAUAAAUAGAUAGAGAGAGAGAGAGAGAGAGAGAGAGAGAGAGAGAGAUAGACUCCAUCCACUGAAGACAGAAGUGAUGAUAGUGACAUCAUGUUUUUCUCCAUGAGGCUAUUUGUCAUCGUGAACGUCUUCACCGCUAUACAUGCUGCACUUGCUGUGAACCCUUUAAAUAGCUGGCCUGGUGUGUAUCAUGAUCUGCAGUGGAGAGCUCAGCUGAAUUGUGCACUGACUUCCAGUGGAAAGACCAGUGAGGCCAGUGCUAGCGCCAGCGUUCACAAUCACAGCCUCAGCCACGUCAGCAGCCUUCUCCAGUAUCAGUGCCACAUCCCAAACUCCACAAAUACAACUCAAGAUUCCAGUGUUUCUCAAGUUGUCUCUGAAAACAUCCGUUUGGACGUUCGCUGCUGGCUUGAAGACAAACGAGCAAAUGUCAUUUGUUGUCUAAAACGCCAACGAGCAAGAGAUACGGACACCAGUCAGCUGAUCAUAAGCCUGCGACUGGGGACAGAUACGUGGUCAGAAGAAACAAACAUCACUUCUCAGGUGCAGUGUCCUGGUGAAGAUGAGAUCACAUGCUCCUUUGCCCUUCCUGCCAACAAUGUCUCUGUCUCAUUGUCUGUUAGAGGAUUUCUCAGUGAUCAUCCUGUUCUGACAACCGAGAUGUCCUUCAGCACUGAUCUGCUGCGGAAGCCAGAUGCACCGUUUCAUCUACGUUAUAAUGUAACUGUUGGGGGUGAAGUGGUGAUCGCAUGGAAUGACUCACAAAAUAAUAACCACUCACUUUAUUACGAGCUCCGCUAUUCAUCCAACACAUCUCUUACACACUGGGAGGUGAUUAAUGUCCAGCAUUCGUGGGUGUCUUUGAGUGAGCUUACGUCUGGAGUCAGAUAUACAGUUCAGGUACGCUGUAAGCUCUUCCAUCACCUUCAACACUGGAGCGUGUGGAGUGACUGGAGCCAGCCGUUCUACCUCACACUUGAUGUGAGCUACAUCCCUGCUGAAGUGUUCACCAGUCCCGGAGCAGAAGUAACAGUGUAUGGUGUGCUUCACAACCACAGCUGGACCGCUGCUAAAGCUGUGUGGAUGCUGAAUGGCCAGAUGCUUCCAGAAAGCCAAUACCGAAUGAUAAAUGAAAGAGUCAGUGCAGUCACCAUCAGGGCGAAAGAGCCAGGCUUCGAUACACUAAUGUGCUGUCACCCGUUGGGAGAAAGAUAUAAAUGCAGCAUUGCCUACACCAAGGUCUACAUUGAAGGAUUCUUUGAUGCAAAUAUAACGUGUCAAACCGAUCAGCGUUCGAGAACUGAUUCAAUGACCUGCAAAUGGAGCAAGAGUGCCUGGGCUGUCAUACGCUUUCUGUACAGAAGUUACAGGCGAAUGUGUGAGGAGAUACCACUUGAGGAACGUACCGAGAUACAAACACCAGGAGAGACCAUGGCUGGUGUGGUGGAGUGCCCAGAUGGAUCUGGAGAUUAUAGCGAAUGCACUUUGCAAGUCCUAAGCAUGUUCUUCUGCUAUAAGCUGUGGCUAGUUGUGGAGGGUGGCUCUAACAAAGUGAGGUCACUUCCUGUCUUUAUCUUGCCUGUAGACUAUGUGAAACCGUCACCACCCUCAGACCUGGAAGCAGUCACCCUACCCAACAAAACACUAAGCGUAAACUGGAAGCGUCCUCACCUGCCUGCGUAUGAGCUGCAAUAUGAACUUCGCUAUGUACCGAUUCAUGGGAUGGCAGAUUUACAGUGGAAGGUAUUUGGACCUCUCUAUGAGUCAUGGGCAACAUUUCUGGUAAAGGACGCAUGCAUACAGUACAAGGUUGAGGUGCGCUGUCGAAGACUUAACGGCUCGGGUUACUGGAGUGACUGGAGCAAGGCUCAUGCAUCCUCGGUUUAUAGUGCUAAAGCACCAGAGAUGGGGCCAGACUUCUGGAGAAUUAUACAAGAGACUUCAAGUUACACUAAUGUAACUCUGCUCUUUAAGCCUUUUCCGGCAGAAGAACCAGCCAGCUGCGUGCAGCGACUUAUAGUCGUGCACCAGACUUCAGGGGGCAAUGUGUGGUCAGAUGACAUAGCCCCAAGCUCAUUUUACACAUUCCAGUGGGGAAAGGAAAUCCAUAGCAUCACCGUCAUAUCCCGAAAUUCUUUAGGUUCUUCAGCCAAGAAUAGUAACAUGACCCUGGUGCGUCAGCCUAAACGACAGUGUGUGCACCGGUUUUACGUAGCAGCCAAUACAUCUUGUGUGUUUUUCUCCUGGAGCCUGGUGUGUGAGCAGCCAUCGCUCCGGUCCUUUGUGCUUGAGUGGCUGGAUUUGAGUGGUGAUUCCAGCCAGGGCAAGACCCCACCAGGGAGAGUAGAGUGGCUCAGAGUCGCUUCAACCGCAAGGGAUCUCCAGCUGUGCCGACCUUUUUAUGGCACAGAGGAGUUUAAGCUAUAUCCUGUGUUUGUGGAUGGUGAAGGGGAGCCAGUGGCAUGCACAGCUGUUCGAAGUGACCCUGCAGCCUACAUGCUUCUCAUGAUCAUCGCCUUCCUCUUCGUCGUCCUGUUUGUCACUUUGAUCAUCUCUCAAAACCAAUUAAAGAAGUUUGUGUGGAAAGACGUCCCAAAUCCCAACAACUGUUCUUGGGCCAAGGGGAUAGAUUUCAAAAAGUUGGAUGGCAACCUAUUCGGUCAUCAGGAGGGCCUUACUGCUUGUCCACUUCUGCCUGUGAAUGAAAAUGUGUGUGAAGUCGAGAUUGUUGAGAAACUUUUUGCUGUGGAAGAAGACCAAGAAGAGAAGGCACUUCUUCACCAUUCAGACAAUACAGAACGCCAAAGCAACAAUCUCUCAUCCAGAGAAGGAUCAUUAGAUCCUCUUUCUCUCGAUGCGUCCACUGUUGCUGCAAGCUCUGAAACGUCGGGCCAGUCGUCUGUAAUGUACUCCACUAUCCUUGUGUUCGAUCAGCCUGUCCUCCAGAUGAAGCAGCAGGAGAGUUUAAGCAGCUCCAGCGACGAGGGCAACUUCUCAGCUAAUAACUCCGAAAUCUCUGGCUCCUUUCCUGGAGGCCUUUGCGAGCUGGAGAGCCAUUCCUCUUCUGAUAGCACCAAUCCCCGAAGCUCUUGCUCUUACAACUCCGUGGAGGAGUUUUCUGAAACGUCCGAACAAGAGGAUGAAGUUUUAGAGAGCACCCAGGUGUCCAAAGAACUCUAUUACAUGGGAAUGAAUGAAGAAGCUGAAGAAGAUGAGCUAGAUGAGGAGUAUAAAGAGGAAGUUGGAACAGAGGAGCAGAUUCCAGAUUCUAGUCCUAAGAUGGAAUGCAAGAAAACCAGUGAUUCAAACGUUCCUUUCUAUCUGCCACAAUUCCGGACUGCUGCCAUUAAACUUCUGAAGGAGGCAGUGGGAGACAGCACCCUCCAGCUGUGAACGGAAAUAUUGGCCUUACCUUGUGAAAACAGGUCACACUGUACGGUUUAAAUCCAUCAUAAUUCCAUUCUUUUUUCAUGAUCUCAUUCCUGAUAAGGAAAAUCUGAUCAUGGCAUAAUGAGUACAGGAUUUUAGGCAAAAAGGUAGGGGAAUUCACUUUUCUGCCAUGAUGUUAUUUCUCUUUUACCUUAAAUAGGAAGAGAAACUAUGAAAGAAAACAAGUUUCAUUGGCAGUGUGCUAGAUGGACCAUUUCCUGUUAUCAGCGCACAGUCUGUCUGUGAAUGUCAGCUGUUGGGUUAAAUGUCAUCCUGUUAUUAUUGCAAAUUUGCAUCCUCAUCAAAUGGGAGGUGCCUUGUGAGAUAGAGGGCAGAAAUGAUAUUUUAAAGUACUGGCGGAAAUAAAAUGCUGUAAGAGAGAGUAUAUACUGUAUCUGUGGCUGCAUGGGAAAACCCUUCACUUUGCCAAAUUUUGAUAUUCUAUAAUAAAGUAUAUAGUUUAUCUUCGAUUAGUGAAAAGGAAGAAAAUUGCAUGUAAAACCUCUACUGCAGCUCUACUGAAAGAUGCCACACCUACCUCUAUAUGGAAAGAUGGAAAAUGAUAUACUAUUAAUAUUCUAUACUAUUAAAAUAUACUAUAAAGUCUAUUUGGACAAAAGUAUUGGGACACAUAACUUUUCCUUUCCAAAGUGUUAUUACAAAGGGCACACAAUUGUAUAAUACGUCUUUGGAUAUAAUAUAUUUUCCCCUCACCUGAACUUGUUAACCAAUGAAAAUGUCCCUGUGCACAAAGCCAGCGCUAUGAAGAGUUUACAUGGGUUGGAAUAAAAGAAUAUAGAGCUCUGACCUCAAACCUAUUGAACACCUUAGAGGUGAAUUAGAACGCUGAAUGUACCCCAGGCCUCCACACCCUACAUCAGUACCUGACUUUUCACUCUUGUGGCUGAAUGAGCACAAAUCUCUAAAAUCACACUCCAAAAUCCAACUUUGGUGUCCAUACAGGACUGCAUCAUGUGUACUUAUAGUGUAUACCAACACAGCAGCAUGAGAAAAUGAAGGCAAGUAUACUGUAUACCUAUGAAAGUGCACAAUGGGGAAAUGAGCCACUGAUUUAUCAGCAGCAUCUGCCAGUCUCUGUUUCAUUACCAGAGGUAAAAUAAAAAUCACUUAUAAGAGCUUAAACACAAGCGCAAGAUACAGAAAACCCUCAUGGCAUUUAAGAUUGUUGUCUGUUGACAUCUGUACAGAGUGCCUAUAGGGCUUCUGUGUCUUUUAAUGACCAUAUAAAUGCACCAAAUCAGCACAUACAUGGUGGGAGCCAUCAUCCCAUUAAAAACUGAACUGUUGAAACGCAUGUUCAAGAGUCAAGUCACGACAAAUCAUGUUUGUUACACUAUGGCCUACAAAAAUGUAACAAUUUUAAAAUCUUAAGAAAAAAAAAUUUACCUAUGAAGAUUUUGCACAGUCUGACUUACAUCAUUUACAGCUGCUUUUUUUUGUUGGUUCUUUUAUAGUCAAAACCUCAUACUCGUGAUCACCUGACAGGUUUUCCCAGACCACCACACACAUACAGUAGCAAGAAAAAAAAGAACAGAUGUUAGCUCCUCAGGCAUCAGGAACAAACGAUCCUUGUCGUUAUUAGUGGAAAACUGAAUUUAAGGUGCUUUUGUAAAAGAAAGUGCAAUCAGUGGCAUUUAAAUCUGUUCACGAUUUAAGCUGCUUGGUUGAAUCCACAAGAGUUUUUAACCACUUGACUAAUAUUGUGUUUCUAUUUCAUCACCGUUUCACUGUGAAUGUCUAUUUUGUCAUCCAUGUUUUAGCGUUCAUCAAAACCUUUUAAUCAUCAAAUGUGAAGCGUUCUGUCUAUCUUCAGUGUCUGUUGAUUUGUACCACAACCAGUGUAUGGUGACCACCGAAUGUUAUUGACAGUAAUGAAAUUUGUUUAAUUGUUAAUGUUUCUAAAGAAUAUGUGAACAGUAUAUUAAUAUUUGAUGUCUAUUUUUCUGGUCUGAAUAAAAUAUUUAU